GCAAUGCAUAAGAAACGGCCUUUCUCCCUGCCCACCGUUUAUUUCCACCGCUGCCGCAUCCUCCCUCUAAACCGCCGAUCUCUUCCCUGAGUUUCACUGAACCCAGCUUUUUCUGAUACUACCAUUCGUUUGCUAAACCCAAUUCAAUUUUGAAAAAAGAAAUUAUUUUUAUCUUGAAAUAGUUGUGAAGGAACAAAAAGAGGAGAAGCAGACAAUGGGGGCUGGAAGAGAAGUGCCCAUAUCAUUGGAUGGACUGAGGGAUAAGAACAUUAUGCAACUGAAGAAGCUCAACACUGCCCUUUUCCCUGUCCGAUACAACGAUAAAUACUACGCUGAUGCUCUUGUCUCCGGCGAAUUCUCCAAGCUUGCUUACUACAGUGAUAUUUGUGUUGGUUCAAUUGCAUGCCGGCUUGAGAAAAAGGAAGGAGGUGCUAUUUGUGUCUACAUCAUGACCUUAGGUGUUUUGGCACCAUAUCGUGGCCUGGGUAUAGGUACAACUCUUUUGAACCAUGUGCUGGAUAUGUGUACCAAGCAGAACAUUGGAGAGAUUUACUUGCAUGUGCAGACCAAUAAUGACGAUGCCAUCAAUUUCUACAAGAAGUUUGGGUUUGAGAUCACUGGUACGAUUCAGAAUUAUUACACAAAUAUUACUCCACCAGACUGUUACGUUGUGACCAAAUUCAUCACAACAAAGAAGUGACAUCUUAGAACUAAAAGUAAGAACUCCACUGGAGAUUUUGAUAAUGGAGGUACACUCAGUAUUUGUGAUCUGGAAACGCGAUAGAAGUGUUGUGUACCGAUACACAGGGUUUGCAUUAAAGAAAUGUGUGACGUUAGAUUUGCCGCAAUGGAGUUCAUUGAUUGUAAUGUGUAGACGUAAACACUGCAAACCCAUAUUCCUGAAUCCUGAUAACGUGUUUCAACUUUAUUAUCUUUUGGACAGAAAUAUGGACAUCUUCACGUGUUAUUGAAUUUGCAUGAAUGUAUUCUCUUCUUGCUACGUUUCUUUGCUGCAUGAGAACUUGGAUCUUUUCGAACUAAGUCUCCUACUUGGACUAAAUUACAGUUUUCAGUUUAUAAAAGAUUAGAUG
This is a messenger RNA of Oldenlandia corymbosa var. corymbosa, 1091 nucleotides long. NCBI's taxonomy places the organism in Eukaryota, Viridiplantae, Streptophyta, Magnoliopsida, Gentianales, Rubiaceae. The record is from the annotation of a GenBank genome assembly.